CAUCGAGCAAGGAGCUAUCCGUUCACUUAGCUCUUUUGACAUACCACCUGCUGCUGCAUCCUUAGGAUUAUUCGCCAUAACGUCCAUUCGCUCACACAGUUUGCCCGUUUAAAAGAAGUUUUCUUUUGUUUUUCAUGCUUGUGGUUUAAUGCUCGGCUGAGUUUCGGCUUUAAUGUGGAAAAUGCGGUUUUUUUCAAACAAGUGAGUUUUUCUCUGCAAGCGGUUGAAAGGGACAUGUCAACACGAUCCAGGAAUUGCCAUUUCCGACGGGAAAUCCAGCUUUUUCGUUUUCAGAUAUAAAUAGCAAAUUUUUCCAAAAAAAAAGUUUCUUUUUAAUCCUGUGGAGAAUUCGGGUGUGGAGUUUCGGUCUGUGCGAUUUUGGCUAACGGUCAAAUAAGAAAUCUUUAUCAAAGCAUUUCAAUUGAUUGUUUCGUUUUUGCUCUCCAGAAAUGAAUCUUUUAUUCACUAGAAAAGUGACUUACAUAUAUUUGUUCAACCAGUUCAAGAGCUUGUGCAUGCAGAUUCCUUUUUGAGUGCACGCUACAAAGCGAAAUAAAUAACUUUUUCAAAUGUAAUACAUUUCAAACUGUGCUUUACAUACUAACGUUAAGUGGUUAGAAGGAGGCCAAAUUGCGGCCGAUGCUUAUUUGGAUUAAGGCGCCCCCUGUCGCCGUAGGUAUCCUUACGAUAUUUCUUAUUCUACUGGGCACUUCAGCGUCUGACGAAACCAACCUGAUUCCUACACCUGCUACAGCUGCCCCUACACCUCUGGAAUCACUUCUUACAACAGCUAAACAUGAAAAUCUCGAACUGCAUACUGUUCGUCUCGACCAACUGCCGUUUGCACGUAACAUUUUGAAUCCGUGCGGAUCAGAUAUAUAUAGUAGGACGCCUAUUAUUCAGGCGGCAGGACAUAGGACUUAUUACGCUAGGGAGUUUUAUAACUUGCUGGCUCAUUACGGCAAAAAGUAUCAGCAGAAAGCACAGCAACUGCUGAAUACAACUGCGGAGAAUUUACAUAAUUGUGCAUUUCAAGAAGUAAAUGACCUUCCAAACACACCAACACUUGAACAGCUACAGAACAUGACGAACGAAGAAGCUCUCAACAGUAUUUAUUCAUCAUUGACAAUGCAUUCUAUGUAUUCUUAUUUCAUUCACCAUCAGUUCGAAACCAGUGCCAAACGCUGCUCCGAAGACAUCAGAAAUGAGAGACAUCUGGCUACAUCAUCAGCAAAUUUGGCGACAGAACAGAAAACACUAGCUUGCAUAAUAAAAAAAGCUAUAUCGUUUUUAGGGUAUACUUUCCAAGAGAAUGAAGGUCUUUCAAAUGAAACUCUCACGUCAGUGAACGUAUGCUCUCGAAGAGCUCUCAGAGACUGUCAAGUGCUUCGCAGUGUCAAUCAUUCAUUGUCAACCAUAGCAAUUUAUGCAUCAAAUAUCACGUCAUUUUAAUUUAUCUUGAUGUCUAAUAUUUCAAAUAUGCUGGUCGUAUUUGAAGCAUUACACUAUGAGCUGUUUCAAACACAUUGGUGUCAUUUUCCUAAACAUUUUUAGUAGUCUUUUAUUGUGUUUGUAUCAUCACUGCGGUUUCCUUGCCAAUUUUACUGUUGGUCGGUCCUGUAUGUUACAUCACUCUCUUUGAAGUUUGUUUCAAAUUAAUGUUAAUGGAACAUACAUCAAUUUGUGAAUGGAAAAUUUUUUGUUCGCUGAGUAUGAGUUUUACUCGAGGAUCUAUUUUCCUACUACACUAAUCAAUUUUUAUUUUGUUCUUGGUAAAGUUGAGAUCUUGUUAAAACCGGGAUUCCCGUAAAUGAGUUCCUGCAAUAAUUUGAAGUACAUGUAAUACAUUUCUUAGUUUUCGGUCAUAAUAAAAUUAAUUAUUCAAUAAGUUUUGAACAAAAAUGACAAUCUUAAAAUUAAAGUUUUUUUUUUAAUAUUUAUAAAAAUUGUUCUUACCAAUUUGGAUGUUUAGAGCUUUAAGACAGAUUUUUUGCUUUGACUGAAAAGAUACACUAUGUAACGAACUUCAUUUUAACGCAUCUUUCGUUGUAUUAACAUGUUUCGUUUCGAUACCUAUCUCAUCUCAACUCAUAACCGUCACUUAAGUCAGUGAAAACAAAAUACUGUUGAUCUCUUUUCCUAGAGAGUAGAAAAUAUCUCGCUUAAAUUAUUUUACAAACAUUGUCGACAAAAUAUAUGCUGGCAUCACUAGCUCAAAGUGAGAAAGUUAUUUGCAUGAGGUAUCAUGCAAAUAAUUUAAAGCUGAUUUUAUAUUAUUUGCACGACAUCAAAUGCUUGAUCAUAAUGUAACUUUCACUAGCCUUUGGUUUAAACUGUACUUUAUAGAGAGGUGUUAUGACAUGCUUGGACCGUCGGAGUAUUGUAAUAAAUGUACUUGUGCCUUUCGAGAGACUUUUUUAUCUCUUCACAGAAAUGAAUUGUUUUAAAGCAUUUCUUAUUCCAAUUGUUAAAUUCAUGGAACAUUCAUUUUUGUGCAGCAAAAUGCGCUGCAUUUCUGUGUGUAGUUAAACUCUACAUUAAACAAUCUGUGUUCCUUUUCAUCAAUUGAAGAAUUAAUUCUUAACUCUGCAUAGCAAGGUUGAAUAGCCCAGUAUUUCAUUAUGAGAAUUGUAAGGUAGCUAGGAUUAAACUUUUUAAAAGUAUUAACCAACCGUACGCAUUUUCAAAAAAAAAAAAAAGGAAUUACGUAAUUAACGAAUUUCUACAAAUUUUGUAACUGCAUAAGUUUACACUAAUUUCAUACUAUAGAUGCUCCUAUCAUUCAUUUCAAAAAGGAUGUGUAUAAUUUAAUCUUCAGAUAUGGUUUGUAUUAUUAAAAUAAACAUAUUGCGUGCUCUAAAAAGAUCUUUACCAUUUUAAACAUCAAUAACAAAAAUUCUAAUAGGUGAAAUGAAAUGUAGUAUGCUGCAAAAGAAUAAAGAAGGCUAAGAUAUUUUAUUUUUUUCAAUUGUGUAUGGUAUAUACGUUUUUAGGGAAAGGACACAAUUAACAAUCCUCACUGUUACACUGCAAAAGUUAAAAACACCUGGAGUGAAAUUGAGUACAGACUCGAAAUAUUUAGGAUUGUUAACGGGGAGCUCACGUGCAAAUAUAUUGAAGGAACAGCAGAACUAAAAUUUUACAAAGAAUCGGAGCCGGAUUCCAUUCGGAUAAUAAAAUAUUCACAAAGUUGAACUUUUUUUUAAGGAUAUAUUUUAUUCAAAUGUAUUUUCUAAAUGGCAGAGAAAAAGAAAUAGUUUUCAAUUAAAAAAAGCUAUAAAUCAAUAAAUAAAAAAGCAUCAGUUUUACAUUUGGAUGCCUCAAUUGCCAAAUCAAUUAACUCCACUUAAAAAAAAAAUCCUUAUUUCUGCUUUAAUAGUGCUUUAUCAAUGCUUAGCAUGUGAAUUUAUAUUAAAGUUUUGGUUCAGUACAUUUCUGACCAUGUGAUGCAGAAAAUGUAACAUGAGGUCCUAUUUACUCCUAUGGAUAACACCAUCAUCUUCAUAAUUAUUCUCUACAUUUUGUUUAGUCGAUUUGGCAAUUGAGGCAUCCAUUUAAAGAGUAUCACAAGUGGUGCACAUUAAAAGCCAAUAAUAAAACUGCCCUAUGAGACAGUUGCUAACCAUCAAGAUAAUGUUUGCUCUGCGUAUUCACUGCGCGCGUAAGGAAGGACAACAGCGUGUGUAGAGAGAAUUGUUAUUUUGCAAAACGCAGCAAAACUCUGUUUUAUUUAUUUAUUUAUUUAUUUUUUUAAAGUUCUGCAAGCAUUUUGGAUAAUCAGCAAUUCGGAUAGUCAUAGUUCAGAUAAUUGGAGCUCUACUGUACUGUUUGAUAAAAUAACAUCUUACAUUUCUUCAUUAUUUAGCAGCAAACUUCAUUUCAUUUCACCUGCUAGUAUUUUCCCAUUGAUACUUGGAAUGAAGAUGAUGAAGGCUUUGAUAUUUAGAAUGAUAGAUAUUUCUCGGACAUGCCUUACUCUGGUUACUUAAUCAAAAGUCAAGGACAUUUUUUAUCACGAAGCUUUGAAUUUUUUCAAGCUAAAUGAUAUUUCGUGGCGGAUACGCAUUGCGUGAUUAAAAAUUGUUUGUUU
Messenger RNA from Uloborus diversus, 4090 nucleotides. RefSeq lists its product as uncharacterized. The transcript has 4 exons. The record is from RefSeq and is a predicted model, not a curated record. The coding region runs from base 640 to 1452 and encodes 270 amino acids. NCBI's taxonomy places the organism in Eukaryota, Metazoa, Arthropoda, Arachnida, Araneae, Uloboridae.